Messenger RNA from Diatraea saccharalis (sugarcane borer), 555 nucleotides. NCBI's taxonomy places the organism in Eukaryota, Metazoa, Arthropoda, Insecta, Lepidoptera, Crambidae. The record is from the annotation of a GenBank genome assembly.
AUGGCAGACGGGGGAGGCCGGCCGUGGCGGUCGCAGCCGGCGGGGCUGGGCGCGGGCGAGGCGGAGGCGGAGGGUGAGGGGGAGGGGCAGCUGUCGGCCGCCGCCGGGGCCGUGGACGCGCUGCUGUCGCACUCGCAGCCCGCGCACGCCGACGACCUGCUGCUCGCCUCGCAGAUGUCCUCGCCGAGCACGCAGCCGAGCGUGGAGGCGUGGCUGGUGCGGCGCAUGACGCGCGUGCGCGUGCGCGCGGGGGCGGUGGAGGGGGGCGCGGGGGCGGGGGUGGGGGCGGGGGCGGGGCGCGUGCUGGCCGCGGUGGCGGAGGCGGCGCACGCGCUCUCGUACCGCACGCGGCUGCUGCACGACAACCUGAUGGCGAUCGAGUGUGACUCGGAAGUGAAGAUGCGCGCGUGGGUGUCGCGCGGGGGCGGGGGCGCCGCGGGGGGCGGGGGCGCGCUGCUCGAGUUCCGGCGGUCGCGCGGCUGCGGGCUCGAGUUCAAGCGGCGCUACCUGCAGCUGCGGCAGCGGCUGCGGCACGUGCUGGAGGAGGAGAACUGA